This is a messenger RNA of Sardina pilchardus (European sardine), 5403 nucleotides long. Its product is annotated as cilia- and flagella-associated protein 44. The record is from RefSeq and is a predicted model, not a curated record. The transcript has 33 exons. Bases 6 to 5372 code for a protein of 1788 amino acids. Gene Ontology annotation, molecular function: protein binding. Lineage: Eukaryota; Metazoa; Chordata; Actinopteri; Clupeiformes; Clupeidae.
CGAAGAUGGACACUUCAGAGGAGAAAGCAGACGAAGAAGGUCAGACUGUAGAGUCUGAAGAAAAAGAGCAGGAUGAGAAGCCAGAGGUGGAUGAGAUCCCUGUGGACAUGUACUAUGAUUAUGAGAAGCUCUACUCGAGGCCUGUCACCACCGCAGACUCUGACAUCCCAGAGAACUUGCUGCACCUGUCUCACUCGUUUGGUUAUGACUGCGAGCGGAGAGCUAAUCUGCAGGUGCUGGACGAGCACACGCUGACCUUCAUGGCAGGGAACCUGCUCGUCCUCCUGGACACGAGGACCAAACAGCAGCGCUGCCUGCGCUCGUGUGGAGGGGGAGCUAUUGGAGCUAUCAUGUGUCACCCCAGUAAGCGAUAUGUAGCUGUAGCAGAGAAGGGUCAUGAGCCGGAUAUCAUUAUUUAUGAGUAUCCUUCACUGAGGCCCUACCGCAUCCUCAGAGGGGGCACAGAGCAGGCCUACAGCUUUGUGGACUUCAACCGCGAUGGCUCCCUGCUGGCUAGUGUUGGUAGUGCAAACGAUUACAUGCUCACGCUGUGGAACUGGAGGCAGGAGCAGGUGAUCUUGAGAUGCAAAGCCUUCUCGCAGGACGUCUACCGGGUCACCUUCUCAGCCGAUAACCCCGGCCAGCUCACCACGUCCGGAUCGGGACACAUCAGGUUCUGGAAGAUGGCCAGCACCUUCACAGGCCUGAAACUGCAAGGCGAGCUGGGCAGAUUUGGGAGAACUGCCCUCACUGACAUUGAAGGUUAUGUGGAGCUGCCAGACGGCAAGGUCCUCUCAGGUUCUGAAUGGGGCAACAUGCUGCUGUGGGACGGCGGGCUGAUCAAGGUGGAGAUCUGCCGGAAGGGCGGCAGGACGUGCCACAACGGCACCAUCCAGCACUUCUCCCUGGACGAGGGCGAGCUCCUGACCAUCGGCAUCGACGGAGUUGUCAGGAGUUGGGACUUUGAGAGCAUUGACCAGGCAGACUGCACGGACGACAGCGGCCAGGUGGAACUGGAGCCCAUGAACGAGUUGGUGGUUGGACGCAACGUCAUCCUGGUGUCCAUGGUGAAGAGCACCUGUCCAGACCCCCCCAUCUGGUUUGCCCAGGAUUCAGGUGGUGGCAUUUGGAAGCUAGAUCUGUCCUUCUCCAAUAUGACCCAUGACCCAGAGUGUCUCUUCUCCUUCCACGCCGGUUUGAUCAUGGCCAUGGAUGUGUCUGGCAACAGUCACCUCAUGGCUACCAUAGCCAUGGACCGCUGUCUCAAAGUUUUCGACUUCCUGGCCAACAAAGAAAUUCUCUCCACUCGCUACAAGCAAGCAGGAACCACCCUCACCUGGGCACCUCGCACAGUCCACAGAAGUCACGGUCUGCUGGCCGUGGGUUUCAAGGACGGCGUUGUGCGUCUUCUGGAGAUUUUUAACCCCAGGAGUCUACACUCGGCGACCACAGCCGGUGAGGUAGAGCUCUUUCUCAGACAGGCCCUCAAGCCCCAUGAUGCACCUGUGACAGCCAUCGCUUACGAACGCAACGGAGAGAUCAUGGCCACAGGGAGUGCCGACUGCACUGUGUUUUUCUUCACUGUGGGAGAGCUGUAUGAUCCCAUAGGCUUUGUGAAUGUCCCAGGGCCCGUGCUGAGGCUGGAGUGGUCUCCUCACUCUCACGAGAAAAGCACUCUGCUGAUCCUGUGUGACAAUGGGCACGUGGCAGAGGUGGACGCCCCAGACCAGGACACUCAGAGCGUCAGGAGCACAUACCUGCUGCAGGACCUGAAAGUCCGGCACUUCUGCUUUAGAAGCAUCAAAUCCAGCAUCAAGAGGGAUGCGGAGGUGGCCCGGCGCCAGGCCCUGAAGCAGCAGCGCGUGAAGGAGCGGGACGCGCGCGUGAAGGCGGCGCAGGAGCAGGAGCGGCAGCCCACCGAGGAGGAGCAGCGGCUGGAGGGCGAGGAGGAGGACGAGGAGGAGCUGCCGCCCGUCUACAUCCCCUCGCCGCCCAGCCCACUGCUCUGUGGCUUCUACUCGCAGCCUGGCACCUUCUGGAUCUCCAUGGGAGGGUUUGACUCUGGCUAUCUGUACCACUGUAAGUUCUCUGAGGACCAGAGUGAGAGUCCAGAGGACAGGAUGGACAAGCCGUUUGCCUUCAUCCCCCUGCAGGACGCUGAUGAGGACCCCAUCUGCACAGUGGCCUUCAACUCCAGUCGUCAGCUGAUGCUGUGCGGCAUGCACUCGGGGCGUGUGCGCGCGUACCCCCUGGAGUCCGGCGACCACCACCUCAGCUCCAUGCAGGCCUUCUGGUCCCUCGGCGUCCAUGACAACCAGUACGGCCACGUGCAGCACGUGCGCUGUAGCUACGACGACCAGUUCGUGCUGACCGCGGGCCAGGACGGCAACAUCUUCUCCUUCAGCCUGCUGCCUCUGGAGGAGUUGCAGAAAGCGCUGCAGAGCAAGAAGGCCAAAGUGCCCUCGCCAAGGAUUGGCCUAGAAAUGAGCAACGCUGCCCAGGACAUAGAUGACCCCACAGCCUACAGCAUAGAGACAGCUAAGCAGAAGGUGGUGAUGGAGCGCUUGCGUCGUGAGGCGGAGCAGCGUAAGACCCAGAGGCGUAAGAAGCUGGCUGAGCUGCAGCAGAGCUUCCAACAGCUGUUGGAGCAGAACGACGACCUGCCAGCGCACGUCAGGCUACACAGAGCGGAGCUGGAGCUGGAUCCACGUUUCCGUGAGGAGACAGAGAGAAUGACGGCCCAGAGAGUGAGAGACGCCAGGAGAGAACUCGCCUGGGAGGAGGAGAGACACCGCAUUGGCCUCAACAAACUACAAGAACGGUUCUGGGACUCUCUGGUGUCGGAGACGGUGACGGUGGUGGCGCUCCGUAGCGAGCACCGUAUCUCCACCUAUCGGCUGCUGGCGCUGUCCGACCAAUUCCAGCUGCUGAAGCAGCGCACCCGGACCGGGAGAAGACCCGACGUGAUGGAUCGCCGCCGCAGCACCGCAGACUCCAACAAGGGACCCGCCACUGAACCAGACGAGCAGGAGGAGCUGGGACCAGCUGACUCCGGAAUGCUUCAUUCCCGCAUGAAGCCCGGUGUGAGCAAGCUGAUUGGCCGGCAGGCGGAGAAACUCCGCAAGGUGGCCGAGAAGGCAGAGAAGGCCCGAGCCAAGAUAGAGAAGAGAAAGAAGGAGUGGGACGAACUGUACGCGUCCAAGCCCAGUGAGGACUGUGAGGACCCGGCCGAUGUCUUGGCCAUCCGCAGCGCCACUGAGAACAUGGGCGACUUCAAGCUCAAGACGGCCAAAGACUUCAGCGUCCCCGAACACCUGCGCAUGAACGCCGAGAAGAAGAGAGCCCAGCUCGUCACUCUGGAGGAGAGGAUCUACAAUCAAAAGAUGGAGAUGAACGCCCGGGUGAUGGAGCUGCGCGACGGCAAGGUGGCGCUGCUCGCCUCCCUGCACUCGCUGCUCCACCGCCUGCGGGACGUCCAGCGGCGCCUGCCCGCCUCCGAGCGCCGGCCACUGCCCGCUCUGCCCGCCCUGCUGCCCGAGGAGACCCCGGAGAAGAAGCUGCGCUACACGCGCACCACCCUGCGCCGCUACGGCGCCCUGCUCAAGGACAGGGAGGCGCGGCACGGAGGAGGAGGAGGCGCAGACGAGGAGGAGGAGGGGGACGACCUGCUGGCAGAGCUGGGGAAGGAGGGACAAGGAGAGGAGGAGGAGGAGGAGGAGAGGAAGGGGAGUGGGGGAAGCAGGCAGACUGGUGAGGGGGAGGUGGGGGGAGAGGAGGAACAGGAGAUGGAGACGGAGCUGGAGGAGGAGAUGAGGAGAGUGGAGGAGAUCAAGAACCUGUAUCUGCAGGACAGCCUGCUGCAGGAGAUAGAGGACGUGGUGUGGAGCUUUGACGCUGAGCUGUGUCUGCUUCGGCACGAGAAGCUGAGCCUGGACAUCCAGAUGAAGCUGGCCGACCUGCGGCACGUCACGCUGUUCCAGGAGCUGCUGCUGCUCAAGGAGUUCGAGAAGCGCGAGAACACGCUGCAGGGACGCCUCAACGCCCGCGUGCACGAGGAGGACGAGCUCAGGGCCAAGCUGGAGGAGUUCAAGAAGCAGCUGGAGGUGAAGCGGCGGGACAUCGGUAAGCUGCAGGAGAGGGAGCGCGCCAUCGCCGGCACCUUCCAGGCCUCCCUCGGAGACAACAACAAGUUCGCCGAGUUCCUCACGCGCGUCUUCAAGAAGAAGAUCAAGCGCGUCAAGAAGAAGGAGAAAACGGGCGAAGACGAGGAGGACGAGGCCAGCAGUGAGGACUCUGACGAGGAGGACUGGGAUGAUGAUGAGGAUGAUGAAGGCUCUGAGGCAGGGGCGCUGGAUGACAGCGUGUGUCCGCCGAACUGUGACCCGGAGCUCUUUGAGAACACGGUGCAGCUGCGUGAGCGGCGUCUGGACCUGGAGGAGCUGCUGGCUGAGGAGAAGAAGAUGGCCGACGGCCUCAAGAAAGAGUGCGACGCGCUGGCCAAGAAAGCAAAGAUUGUGCAGACCACACUACAGGCAGCAGAGGGCGACCUAGAGCUCUUCAACAGGGAGAAGCAGCAGAAACUCAACGAGCUGGAUGUAGUCGUGCCACUCCGACUACACCAGAUUGAGUUCCUGGUGAACGGCACCAUGCCCAGGCGUCUGGGCUCGGCUCUGGUGCUGAACACGGCGCCGCUGGGCCGUCUGCAGAGCCGCAUCAGAGAGCUGCAGCAGGAGAAGAGCCAGCAGAGGGAGCUCUACCGCCACGCCCGCCAGCAGCACGUCACCCUGCAGCACGAGCACAAGGACAUGCAGGCCAACAUUAAGGAGCUGGAGGGCCGCUGUGAGCACCUGAUGCUGCUGAAGUUUGGGAAGGUGGUGGACCUGGAGGCGCUGCAGACGCUGUCUGGUAACAGAGUCCUGGAGGAGAUGAGGCAGGAGAGCCGCGUCAGGGAGGUGACCUACGCACAGGAGAUCAAGGCCUGGGAGGCUAACAUGUGUAAGACUCGUGAGACCCUGACUGAGGUGACCCGCCAGAACACGGAUAGACUGCGCUGUCUCAACAGCCUGCUGUGUGAACAGAAGGAACUGGAGGACAAGCUCAACAGCAGACAGAAAAAGAUGGGUGCCCAGUUCCUGAGCGGGCGGCGUGCGGACGGCGAGUCCAAGCGGCGGCUGCAGGAGCUGGUGGAGUCGCAGGCCCAGGAGGCGCUGGCGCUGCGCCAGGAGAUCGCCGUGCUCGCCCGCAAGGGUGGACACAUCCUGCCCCCGCCGCACACGCCCCUGCAGCCCAGCCCGCCCGCGCACACACACACGCACGCGCCCGUGCGCACACGGCAGGUACACUUGCGCACGCAGCUCUCCGGCAAUCGGUAGAGGGUGGGAUAUCACCAUGCAGACACACACA